This is a messenger RNA of Myripristis murdjan (pinecone soldierfish), 1306 nucleotides long. RefSeq names its product lipopolysaccharide-induced tumor necrosis factor-alpha factor homolog. NCBI's taxonomy places the organism in Eukaryota, Metazoa, Chordata, Actinopteri, Holocentriformes, Holocentridae. The record is from RefSeq and is a predicted model, not a curated record. The coding region runs from base 221 to 766 and encodes 181 amino acids. The transcript is spliced from 6 exons. Gene Ontology annotation, cellular component: cytoplasmic side of lysosomal membrane; nucleus; cytoplasmic side of late endosome membrane. Gene Ontology annotation, molecular function: zinc ion binding.
UGGCAACACAGACGGAGUGGCAGAUAGUGAUGGAUGAAGCUCGGGAGGUGCAUGGUCAAAAGAGGUACAGAUAGAAGAGUAAAACAGGUUCCACAAGCUGUGAUGUCAUGACUGACACCAACAUGGGAAGUGUUUGUGUUCGCUGAGGUUUUUCAUUUGUCUACGCCCGGGUUGUCUCUGUCUUCACCACCAGCAUCCUGUUUCAUUUGAUGAUCUCCUGAUGGACCCUCCGUCCUACGAUGAGGCCAAUCUACACCCUCCUGCUCUGAGCCCUGAUGCACUCAACAUCCCCCCUCCCCCUUCCUACGAUGCCUCGCUUGCAUCUCCACCCACGCCUCCUCCCACCUACAGAGAAGCAGUUACCGUGCAGCCGGAUCCGUUCCCUGUCCUGGCUCCGCCCACAGUGACAACGGCUGUAACCUCAGUGCCACAGCAGCCUGGAUACAUCAUCCAUCAUUCAACACAAAUUGGCAUAACAGAGACAGUGCAGACCAGGCCGGCCCCGACAGUGGUGGUGGUCCAGCCGCAGGCCGUCUCUGCGCUGGGAGAGAGCCCCGGUGUCAUACAGUGCCCCUACUGUCACCAGAUUGUCACGACUAAAGUUGCAUACAUUCCUGGGAGGGCUGCCUGGUGCAUGUGUUUACUCUUCACAUUGACGGGGUUGGUCUGCGGCUGCUGUCUGAUUCCAUUCAUGAUGCAUGGUGUCCAAGACGUACAUCACUCCUGCCCACAAUGCAAUAACCACCUGCAUAUUUACGCCCGAUGAACCCAUAAGCAUAAAGAAGACGCUCUUUCCAAUCUAAUCACGUUAUUAUUACUGCCACUCCAGUCUCAAGAGCGCAUCCCUGAGGCAUUCUUCAGUGCAGAUCUAUUGUUUUUUCAUGGUGUUACUAUAUUUGCGCCCAUCAAAAUGGACGAUUUUUGAUCUACAAACCAGGCAAAGUCAGACUUUUUGUACUUUUAGCCUAUAAUCCUGUGUUUUGAUGGGUGUUAAUUGUAGAGCACAACAAGGACAAGAGUGAUCAAAUACAUCCUUAUGUGCAUAAACUGGAAAACACCGUUUUAACACCCACUCAAAGCAUGUUUUUACCUCUUAACCCGUGCCAAAUGAUCCCUCUGUUGUGUGCAGCAUGCUCUGCACCACAUUGUACUGAGGAAUCUAUGACUGACAGUGUGACUGAUGCAAACAGACAGUGGGACAGAGGCGGGGACAUUUAUGAUGAAGACGAUGAUGUCCAAGCCACGGAUUUGAAGGCACUCAGGACAAACUGUAAUUUAGCAUCUUUUUCCUUUUUUUUUUGUGACU